AUUUUAAAGGCUUGGCUAAGUAAAUGUUUUUGUUUCUCUUCCUUUUCAAGGAUGAACUGAGAAAUCAUAGCAAGGGAAAUCAGAAUCGUAGAUUUCAGACACUGAUUUUGCUGGGCGAGCAUUCUCUCUUUCUGAUCAGGUUGACAUGGCAACGAUUUGGUUUAUUUAAGUGCCCCUGAAUAUUUUUCCCCUGAAACGGAAGUAGAACCCUUCCACAUAUUUUUUAAAGUCCUUUGGCCACAUCCUGUCUCACUUGCCAGCAGAGAACGGUUUAGAAGUUGGACUAGUAGUAAAACCUGGCUGUGACUGAAAUGCCGGAUAUGCUCUUGCAUAUUCUCUAGUAUCUGCUUCCUGCACGUGUUUCCUGUUUAGAAUUGUUUGCGCAACCCAAAAGUUAAUAAUUCUGCUUCUGAGUUGACUCUAAAAUGGAUGUACCUUGUUAGUGAUCUCUAAAGGUGGAAAGACUUCACUCCUGAGCGUGUUGUUGCUGUGGUCCUGCCUUAAGGGAAUGACACAAUGCAGGGAAUGCUUUCAGAUUUCCUGCCUGAUCCUGGUGUUCUGCAAUUUAUCCUGACACAGGCUGCUAUUAUAGUCUUACUCAUCAUAAUUAUGAAGUGCUUGCAUUCACGCUGCCCCUGGCUUCCCAACUGUAUGAUCGGCCAGGAUGCAGCACAGGAGAACACUGAGGUACAGGUAGACCCAGGGACCCUCGGCUCUACCAGCCUCUCUGAUGUGCCCUGCCCCAAGGCAACUUCCCAGGAAAUGGAAGAGUUCUUCAAAGACCUCCACUCCCCUACAGACAACAGGGUGGUGAGAAAGAUGCUCCUUCACAAGCUUUUGGUCUUCAUGACUAAGGAAGUGGACCAUAGGGGUGCCUGCUUAAUGCUGGCUGAUAUGGGCAUCUCCCUGGAGGUUCCACCAGAUGCUGUGAGCCUGGGCCGCGUUGAGAGGGUCUCCUUGGUUCUGGUGUGGGAUCUAUUGGAUUCACCCCAUCUAUUGGGGACACAGGCUCUAAUCAGUCCUGUGGUGUACUGUGGACCACAUGGUGCUUCCUUCCAGCAGUUGUGCACCCUGAGCUUCAAACAUUGCGCUGGAAGUGGCAAAUAUGUCAGGGUCUAUGGCAGUGACACACAUCUUCUGGCCUCCAAGGAAUGGGAGGAGUUACACAACAAGCCUAGUCGUCGAAACAGGAUAUGUAUCACCCGAGAUGAAUGCCAAAUCAAGCUUGACCACUUCAGUCUCUACACUUCUGUCCUGGAAACCUAUGGCAGACCUGAGGUUCACAAGUGGCUACAACUGGCUGUUUUCAGCUCCCCGCUGUCUCCUGACCAGUCUCAUCAGCAAAUCCGAAUUUACUUUCUCAACAACACACCAUGUGCACUUCAGUGGGCCCACUGCAAUGAAGAGCCAUUCCGAGGCAGUUUAUGUGGGCCAGUGCAGCUCUUUGAGUUUGCCAAUACCAGCAAGGACAUGUUCCUGGUUCUCAAGUACCUUUCAGAAGCAGGCUGGGAAAAUAUAGAUGAAAGUGCUAGCCAAUAUGUUCCUUUUCUUCACAUCUGGCACGGCAAAUGUCCCUUUCGUUCCCUCUGCUUCAGGAGAAAAACAGUGUCCCCGGUUGACAGCCCCAGCCAAAAUACCAGUGAGAUCAUAGUUACUAUGCAUGUGUUUCAGAAGGACCUACAAGAAAAGUACCUCGAAGUCCUUCGUUUGCACAUAACAGAAAGUGGGUGCCAGGCAGAGAGGGUCUCACCAAAACCCUACUGCAAUAGAAUUCCACGGGAACUCUUUGAGCAGCUGCAAAUGUUACUGGAGCCAAACACAGUGAGUGGAAAUGACUGGAGAAAGCUGGCUUCCCGUCUGGGCCUCUGUGGCACUAAGAUCAGAUUCAUGUCUUGUCAGCACAGCCCAGCGGCUGCUACCCUUGAGUUCUUUGAGGAGCUCAAUGGUAGUCUGCAUGACCUAUAUAAGAUCAUGUUGUCCAUGGAACGCCUAGAUUGUGCUGUCACCAUUGAGGCAUUCUUGAAUGACCCUUUGCCUGACUCCCCAGGUUCAUUCCAGAGGGACAAAGAUCAGGAGAACCAAUGCUGUUGUGAAGGAAAUACAACUAGUUUAGCAUCAGAGUGCGACAGCGGGUUGACAGACUUGGGAUCAGUGGAGGAGCGGGACAUUUGUUCCCAAACCACAGAUGAGUAUACAGCAAUCCAGUAGCACUUUAAGAGCUCAGUGCUGGAAAAAGUACAGAUCUGGUUUAGUUAUGAUCAUAGACAACCAUUUAAUAAAUACUGUACUAACGGAGCCUGACACUGUAAAAAAAAAUGAAGUGCAAGGCUGAGAAAAGCACCGUUAUUACCACUCUAUAGAUAUUCUUAAUCUGUAUAUUGUAUACAGUAGGUGUAUAGUGAUUGUGUAACAUUGUUAUAUUUACAAUCAAAACCUGAAUACACUUACUACAAAAAGUCUAGAUAAUCACAUCUAAUAGUAAUUAAAACAGCUGAAGGACAUUAUAAUAAAGGCCAGAGACUUGCAAAACAGCAUGAAAAAGAUUGGAACAAAAACUUUGUAGUGUUUCCUCUUAACUAGUGCAAUAGUUUUGACUGCUUUAUCUCAGAAAAACUGUAUGAUGCCAGCAUCCACCAAGGCAGCAAUUAAAUAUAGAAACCAAGGUAGUGUGCUGAUCAGAAUUCAAGUUUGUGUACUAAAAUGUUUAACAGUGGAGAUUUUUAUAGCAUAUGAGUCACAGUUACUGAAAGGUCAACUUUUUGCUAUCUAUGAGGUACACUUUUAGAAUCACUCUUAGUGAAGCAUAGAGAAGUUGCGACAAACUGGCUGUUAUUACUACUGUAUGCUGUAUAAAUUCCUAGGUACACUUAACUUUCAACAUUUUUUUCCAAACUGUAAAAUCAGUGGUUACCAAAUCACUUGUGAAUUCAGCCUACCCUUGCAAAACUGUAAAGUUAUUGUAAUUUGUUCUGACCCGUCGCAUGGACGCAAACCAUGCACCAUUGUUGGAAUCUCCUUCUCUUUGGUAAAUGGCUCAGGUCAUUCAAGACUGGGGCCUCAUUUGUAAAACUUGUAUAUGCCCUAAAAGAGGCUUGAAAUGUGAGUACAGUUUGCCACAUAAACGUUGGGAUUUAUAAAAGAAAACUUGAUGGGGGAACAUGUACAGUAAAUAUUUAUGGCAGCUCUGACCCAUUGGUAUGCAACAUUUUGGAGAAACUAAGAGAUGACAAAACCCUUUGAUCAAGCAGGAAAACGCAGCCAAACCAGCUAAAUGACGACUUGCACACAUAAUAAUUAGGAUCACUGAGCCGCUAUUAACAACAUGUGUUGAAGUGGCAAACAUAUUACACCUCAAAAAGAACGAAUAUGAUGCAGACUGUAUUUUUUUUCCAUUUUAAAAGGGCUAAUGCUGCAUAUUUGCACUGAAGACCUUUUUGUUUUUUCAUCAGCCCAAUAGGUAAGGAAUAUUUCAGUCAAGCCUCACCCCAUUAUGCCUGCUGGAAGCCAUUAACUGACCGGCAAGGCACUACAGUUUCAUAUUGUGCUAGGUGGACAUACAAAAAAAAACAAAACAUGUUUUUGCCAACAUAAUUGGGUAAUUUGUAGCAGUUCCCAGCAAUUUACUGCACUCAUAUUGACAUAAGGGAACCUAGCAAGAAUAAAGCUUUUGUGACAGUUCCUCUCCAAUAAUGCACAAGUCAUCCAACAUGAGUCAAACUUCACGUCUUGAUGACCUGGGUCAACCAGUGACUCAUUUAUUUUGAGGCAAAGUAUCUUUGACGGACAUGAUGGUGCAAGUACACCAAUGUGAAUGUGAAAGUGAAUGGCUUGUUGGGAAGGUAGCUGGCUCAACCCUCAGUGUUUUAUAUAGUAUGGCCUGUACUAUAAAUUGUAAAAGCAAUCACAUCAUUACAUGAUCCAGAAGAUACUGCCUACUUGCUCAGACGAUGGUGCCUGUCACCAUUUCCAGACCACAUCAUCUUGCACUCUCAGUUGCGGAGCACAGCCAGAUACCCUUGAAUUCAGGAGCUGGGUCUCGAAGCAUAAGGAGGGAGCUGCUCUACUAGCCAAUGAAGUUCUACAGUAUUAUGAUUUUGUAUAUAUGAAGCUGACGAAUGUGCUCAAUAUAUGAAUGUUUCAGGGUAGUGUUCAAGGCACGUUCACAUAUGCAUAUUUGAAAUGUGAUUGUGAUUUAUAAACAGUAAAUUGUGUAGAAAUGUGUGUACACCACAUUUUAUUAAUCAGAUUUUUUUUACAUACGAAUUUUCCUGCUUUUUUUUGGUGUGCACAUAUUUUCACUUGCAAAUCCACACAAAGUUAUAUAAAUGAGGCCCCAAGACUAGUAGACUUCAUCUCAUAAGCUGCAAAAGGCAUGAACUUAACCUUCUAACCUUAUGAAUAGUCUAUAACAGGGGUGGGCAAUGUCAGUCCUGGAGAGCUGCAGUGGCUGCAGGCUUUUCUUCUAACCCACCUUCUUAAUGAGAAGUCAUUUAUUGCUGUUGAAGCACUUAUUGGUGUGACAUUUUGAUUCUUCAUUUUAGUGGUCUUGCUUGUUAAGGUACCCAACCUUAAUUGCUUAUUUCAAUCUUAAACCGCUGCAUUCACUGAGUUAAUGGCUCUUUAUUAGCAAUAAGAUGUAAAUGACAAAGCAGCCAGCAGAUCUCCAUCUAGCUUGUUUACAUUUACAUCUCUGCGUGUUCAUCAUGCACUGUUUGAUUUAAUAAAACACUUAAUAGAAAAUUGUGACAGACUGAAAAUGAUCGGUUUAAGGCUUCAAAUCAUUUGGAUGAUAUAUUUGGAAAGGAAAAA
Molecule: messenger RNA, 4809 nt
Organism: Erpetoichthys calabaricus (reedfish)
Lineage: Eukaryota; Metazoa; Chordata; Cladistia; Polypteriformes; Polypteridae
Product: UNC5C-like protein
Exons: 8
Coding region: 517-2208 (563 amino acids)
Biological process (GO): netrin-activated signaling pathway
Cellular component (GO): membrane
Molecular function (GO): netrin receptor activity; protein binding
Source: RefSeq, a predicted model, not a curated record